This is a messenger RNA of Paraphaeosphaeria sporulosa, 1583 nucleotides long. RefSeq names its product D-amino-acid oxidase-like protein. NCBI's taxonomy places the organism in Eukaryota, Fungi, Ascomycota, Dothideomycetes, Pleosporales, Didymosphaeriaceae. Gene Ontology annotation, molecular function: FAD binding; D-amino-acid oxidase activity. Bases 394 to 1479 code for a protein of 361 amino acids. The record is from RefSeq and is a predicted model, not a curated record. The transcript is spliced from 4 exons.
GCUAGUUAACGACUGCAGCCAAUCUCACAGCAUCUGGCCAUACAUACCACUUGCUGUUAAGGCAUGACCGAAGGCAUGACCGCCUAAAUUGAGUGUAUAAUCUUCUGUACAUGAAUCGUUUCCAGAUACGUCUUGUAUGUGAGGCAGUCGUUGAUGUGUCGGCGAUCGGAUGUUCCUCCCCGUCGGGCAAGGUGACGGAAAGGCCGAUACGCGUAUUGGAGCAGACGGUUCGGCGUCUACAUCGGUGUUAUUGCAUCCUCUAGCGUGUCGUAUCAUUCCUCCGCAUAUAUAAUUCUACCCACCGUCGUAUGACUCGGAGUUACCCAACGAAUAAACUUUCUGGGUGCCAGCAGCUUGGUGGCAUUUUUUUGGGCAGCAUUCAGCUUUAUCGUAAUGCCCUCGAAACAUGGUAACGAGUUCGUCGUCCUGGGCGCAGGCGUCAUCGGCCUCUCCAGCGCCCUCGCCCUCCGCGAAGCCUACCCCUCCUCCGCCAUCACCGUCGUAGCAAAACACUUUCCCGGCGACCGCUCCAUCGAUUAUACAUCCCCUUGGGCCGGCGCAAACUGGUCCUCCAUGGCGACCGACAACGGCCCGCUGGAAGGUUACGAUCGCGUGACUUUCAAUCGCUUCGCGAAGAUGGUGGACGAGGGGCUAGGCGAUGUCGUGGGUGUGGGGCGGAUGGGACUGAGGGCGGUUUUCGACGCGGAGAUUGAGCAGGUGAACGUGUUGAGUCAGGGGACGGGAAAGAUUUGGUAUGAGGAGUUGGUGGGUGGGAUGAGAUUUUUGGAGGAGCGGGAGUUGCCUCAGGGUGCGGUGUUUGGUUUGGAUUUCAAGAGCACGUUUAGGUUGAACACGCAGGUCUAUUUAAACUGGCUACAGCAGCAGGCCAUCGAGAAGGGCAUCAAAACUGUGCGACGACAUUAUCCGUCCAUAAAAGCGAUUCUGGAAGACUACCCGAGCACGACGGCACUAGUAAACUGUUCAGCGCUCGGAUCGCUGCACCUGGAGGAUGUCAAAGAUACAAACUUGUAUCCUACCCGUGGACAGACGAUUCUGGUCGCUGAACCAAAAGUGCCCAUUGAACGCAUGUACCUGCGCACACCGAAGCGCGUCGAUCCAACGGUCGCUUAUGUUUUUCCCCGUCCCAACGGCGGUGGCGUCAUUCUCGGCGGCAGCAGACAAGACAACGACUGGUCCGCAGAGCCUGACAUGUCCCUCGCACAAACCAUCAUGCAGCGGUGUUGCUCGCUAUGCCCGGAGCUGGGCAAGCCAGAAGACUUGCAGGUCAUCUCGCACAAUGUGGGAUUGCGGCCGAGUAGGAAGGGUGGGCCGAGGAUCGAGGUCGAGAGGUGGGCGGAUGGGACGCCUGUUGUUCAUAACUAUGGGCAUGCAGGGGCCGGGUAUCAGAGUUCGUGGGGUACCGCAGAGAGGGUGGUCGAGCUGGUGGGCAAGGCAUUAGAAAAGAAGGCAAGGCUUUGAUGAGACGCAUUGCGAACUUUGAAAAGGGGGCUUGGCUACAGCAGUCCUAUCAGUUAUAGCAAAUCUCCGCCAUCCAUUUGUUGAAAGACUUGUGGCAGAUGACA